GUCCUGGGGUGGCUGUGAUUGCCCUUGCUUGGACAGAAGCCUCUUGCAGACAGCCGGUGUCUCACAGAGGAGGCACUGUGGAGGUGCCCGGGUUCCCCAAGACUGUGGAGAAGAUGGUGGGGGUGCAGAUGUUCUGGCCGAAAGCCCUGUGUGAGGACAGCUGGAGACAGUGGGGACCGAGCUGCAUGUGGGACACAGGUGCUUGCAGGAGCCUGGCAGCUGCCUGCAAGGGUCUUGGUCAGGGGACAGCUGGGGCCUCCCUGGGGUCUGAGUGCAAACAGGAGAACUCAGCUCUGCUCAAGGCCUCUCCACACAGCCUCCUGGGCCCCUCAGGCACGUGCUGAGUGACAGUGUCACCAGUAAGAGGUGUUCUUCGUUUUGGAGGUGAGUUUUAUUUAUUUAUUUUUGAGACAGAGUCUUGCUCUGUCGCCCAGGCUGGAGUGCAGUGGCGUGAUCUCGGCUCACUGCAACCUCUGCCUCCUGGGUUCAAGCAAUUCUCCUGUCUCAGCCUCCCGAGUAGCUGGGACUACAGGCGCCCACUGCCAAACUCCUGACCUCAGGAGAUCCAUCUGCCUCAGCUUCCCAAAGUGCUGGGAUUGCAGGCGUGAGCCACCGCACCCGGCCGUGAGUUUAUUUUUGCUAAUUUAUCAUUCGCAGUUUAACCCUAAAGCCCUUGUAAUGGUUCUCAUCUCUAGGUUGAACGUUGAUCACCUGAGAGACUUGGAUUCUCUUCAGCCUUAGCUGUGUAAGGAUAAAGGACAUCCUCAGGCCUGGGAUCAUGUGUGUGCAUUCAGUUGGGAGCCAGCUGGCUCUUGUGUAGGCCGGAGCUAGAGACAUCUGGCUGGAGGUCACGGCUGGCGCAGAGGGUGUGGGUGGACAGUCACUCAGGCCUGCGGAGGAGGACGAGGGUGCUGUCACGUGGGCCGAGAAGGCUGCUGGAGAGCAGCUGUCCCUGGAUGUUCCUUGUGAGAGGGGAGCCCUGGAGGGUCCCAGCCUGUCUUGUGGUACCAAUGGCAGGGCCUGUGGUGGUGGUCAGUCACUGACCCACAGCUCUGCCCACCUGCACAUGGGGCCUGUGCUAGGCCUUGUGGUCUGCCUGCCCUGCUCCUGAUGAGUGAGAAUGGCUGGGGUGGGAGAUCCCUGCCUGCACGUGGGGUGGUCCUAGUAGACCAGAAUGUGGGUGUGGGUCCCCCUUUCCUGUGGUUCUGGGGACCUUGAGGACAUGGUCAAUCCCGGGCAAGGGACCUGCCACCCCCGUGUGGGGUCAGGAACUGCUGGUUGGUCUCUGCUCGGCAGGCAACCUGGGGUCCAGCUCAAAUUGUUGGAAUCUGGAAGUCCUUCCUCUUGCCCCGUCCUGAGGAGCAGCUGCAGGAGCCUCAUCAGUGUUUUCACUAAAACUUAUGGAGGAGUUUCCUUUGAUCUCUCGUGGAGAGAUGGAAGCAUGAGGGAGCCUUCAAAAUUUAUUCUGAAGAUGAAGAGAGUCCUGCAGCUUUUUGGAGUUUGUAAAGUCAGCCCAGCCCUGUACAGAUGUGGAAACUGAGGCCUAGGAAGGAAGCACUUCUCUGACUUCAGAGCUGAACAUGGCCAGUGCUUGGUGGGCAUUGAGGGGUCACACAGAAAAGAAUGUGUCAGGCCAUGUUCAGGGGAGACUUCCUGCAGGGCCCUUGGAAAGUUCCAGAGCCCUUACAUUGUCCAUGUGUGAGUGUCUCCUCUUUCUUGCCUGUGUGGGGUUUUCUCAGAUGCUUUGAGUUGGCCAAACCACAGUUGUGCGCCACUUGACGGUAGGGAUACGUUCUGAGAAACACCUCGUUAGGCGAUGUUGUCUUGCAAAUAUUAAAGAGUGCAUUUACACAAGGCUGGCAGGCACGGCCUCCUGCACCCGCAGGCUGUGUGCCCUGGUGCCAGAGCCUGGGGCUCCUGGGCUGCAGACCUGCACAGCCUGUCACAGCAUUUAAUCACAUCCAAACACAGAAAAGGCAAAAACGUAAAGAUGCAGUGUUAGAAUCCUAGGGGACUCCUGUCACCUAUGUUGUCUGUUCUUGACUAUUGUGUGAGUCACUGACUUUUCCCCCUGGGAAACUACCUUGUCUUCAACUGAAAUUUUUUCAGCCUGCAAAGAUGAGUUGUGCCUCAGAGGUUGCUCUUAUUCUGAGGUGUCUCUUCACCACUGCCUGUCAGGCUGCUAACCAGAGUGCCUGCCCCAGACCACAGCAGAAGCGACAGCAGCCAAGGAUCGGGGGAGCCCACCCUGCCUGCUCCCAGGUAUCUUUACCGCAGGCAGCAGAGUAACAGCCUCAGACUUGACCUCCCCAGCCAGAGACCCCUCAGCCCAGGAGGAGUGAGGCCGGGCCAGCGGCGGGGGCCCAGGAAGCCCCAUGUCUUGGGACCUGCUGGGGCAUAGGGCCCCCUGGAUGUCAGGCUACAGGUCCGGCAGCUGGGGAGGGGAUGAGGGCCUCCCGCCAGUUCUGCCCAUCAGCCAGAUCCCUGAGAGAGGCAGCACUUGCUGACCACGGUCGGCCCCAGUCUCACCUGGCUCCCCUCCCCCACCAGCUGGGCCCUGUACUGCCCCAGCCCACGCAGCGCCUCACCCCUCCUUGACAGAGCAGUAUCUCUGGGACUGGCAAGUUAAUCCAAGACCCACAGUAGCCCUGGAUCCCCUGGGAGAGGUGGCUGCUCAGCUCCAGGGCCAGCUUGGAGGAGCCAACUUCAAAAGCCUCCGCCUGGCCUGCCCCUCUGCAGUCGUCCAGGCAGCCUGUCCAGGGAAGCGGUUGGCUGGCGUUGGACCUGGUGCGGCAGUGCACACCCCAUCCGAGGACCCCAGGAUCAUGUGUGUGGCCUGCCGGCGGGAGUGAGGGAGGGCAAGACCCUGAAAGGCCCAUGGUACCCCCCAAGCCUGCACUCUGGGCGCUCCUGCUGGCGCUGCUGGGGACCGCGCCAAGCCGCGCCUAUUCCCCGGCCUGCAGCGUCCCCGACGUGCUCCGCCACUACCGCGCCAUCAUCUUCGAGGAUCUGCAGGCCGCCGUGAAGUGGGGCGGGGCGGGGGCCGAAAAGACCAGGCCAGGCUCCAGACACUUUCAUUUCAUACAGAAAAACCUGACUAGACCCGGGAGCUCGGGACGGCGGGGACGGCCUCGGGCCUCCUGUGGCGCCCAGAAGGAGCACAGUAUCCUCCUGUCCAUCUCGUCCCUGGGUCGGACCCUGCGCGGGGCGGUGGCCGGGGGCCGCCGCGGGGCCCUGGAGAGAGCUGCUUGGACCGUGGCUGUGCGCACCGAGGCGGUGAUGCGGCGCCACUGCAGGACGCUGCGCCAGCGGAGCCGGCGGCCCAAGAUGCGCCCUGCCCGGCGUCGCGGCGGCCGAAGGCAGCUCCUGCUGCGCGCCCUGGACGCCGUCGCCACCUGCUGGGAGAAGCUCUUCGCGCUGCGCGCCCCGGCCUCCAGGGGCUCCUAGCGCGGCCCGUCCUGGCCCUGCCUCCAGCGCCCUGCGCCGGGAGGAGAACCAGCGGGGCCGCGGCAGAGCCUGGAGACGCGCCUCGUUUUGUCGACUUGUUGGUGACCUCGGCCCCUCGCCCGACGCAGCCCGCGCUCCCCGGAGGGCCCAGGACUUGGAGAACGGAGCGCGCCUGGCCGCCGCUGGGACUCGGAAGAGGCCCGCCCUCCACGUGCCGAAGGCCUCAAUAAACGGAGCUGGCGCUGCGGGUUCGGCA
This is a messenger RNA of Symphalangus syndactylus (siamang), 3703 nucleotides long. RefSeq names its product chromosome 24 C20orf204 homolog (gene C24H20orf204). Lineage: Eukaryota; Metazoa; Chordata; Mammalia; Primates; Hylobatidae. The record is from RefSeq and is a predicted model, not a curated record.